Messenger RNA from Branchiostoma floridae (Florida lancelet), 1550 nucleotides. RefSeq lists its product as uncharacterized. The transcript has 4 exons. NCBI's taxonomy places the organism in Eukaryota, Metazoa, Chordata, Leptocardii, Amphioxiformes, Branchiostomatidae. The coding region runs from base 136 to 597 and encodes 153 amino acids. The record is from RefSeq and is a predicted model, not a curated record.
CAUCGGUUGUUUUGCUCAGUAAAUAUGUGUCAAGCUUUAAGUGAUCUUAAGUCAAUUCAAGCUUCACUGACGCCUCGAAAGGUUUGAAUUCUAGUGGUUCCGUGACGUGUAGACCGCGAGUCACAAACGUACAACAUGGAACAAAACAUGGAGCAACUCGCCCAGCUACAGGCACUCAAUGGUAGAUGGAAACAAGACCACUCUCAGAACGAGAACUACGACCAAUUUCUCCGUGAAAAUGGUGUGCCGUGGUUUUGCUGUAAGAUAGCAUCUUGGCUCAAAAUAAGCCCCGUAGAAGAGUACAUCAUCACCGGAGACCAGAUCACCUACCGACAGUACGAGAACAACGAUAGCCGGACCAUAUCGUUCGAGAUGACUCUAACUGUUGGACAACCGCCAGUCAACAUCGCGGCGGGUUUCAGCCACUUUCAGGCCCAGAUUUCUUGGGAUCAGUAUGGUCGAUUGGUGACGCGAACCAGGAAAAAAAGUGGCGAAUUCAUUCAAACAGGUCGAAUGGACAGCAAAGGGGAUCUGGAGUUGACGACCCUUCUUCCAUCGGGAAAAACUUGCCGACGGGUUUUGAAGAGGGUGCAUUGAUGGCAUACUAUCGCUAGGAGGUGGUGUCUACUAAGAGAUACGCAGUUCUGAUUUCUAAUGAACAGUGUUGCUGUUUUCAUGUAUUGAAUAAAACUGAUACUACUGAUAUAACAAAACCCCAUUCUUUAUCAAGUCCUUCUCUUGUAUGGAUCAGAUGUAACAUAUGCGUGAUGCAUUGUAAACAUAUCUAUAGUAUUUUACAACGUUAUUUGUGUACAUUUCAGUUGGGUCGUCUUUGUCGCUAACCCCGCAACUUGAAACGGUUGCAGUCCCAAGGACGAGACGCUAAGAUAAAAAGAAAAGACGUUGACAAUGUGUAUGUUUCAACCGACCAGCCAACCAGCGUGCUUUCUGUGACGCCACGAACACAUUCCCUCACAUGUGACGCAUCAAAAGUGCAAAGGUCAUACGGGACGUGAGGAAAAUAGUCGGUUAGAUCUUGCUGAAGGGAGCUGUCGAUUGUGCGAUUGGUUCAGCCUUGUGAGGAAAUUAUUUAGUGGUCUUUAGUACCAGUGAUUGAUAGUGUCUGUGUACGAUAUUCUAAACCCUGUGUGAAAACUGCCAUAACUCAACCAUACAUGUGUAAAGUGAGCAAAACACAGUCACAUCAGGACCAUAAGAUACGAGUAUAAUAUUCGAAUGACUUUAUACAAAGCAGGAGAACGACCAGUCUCGUUUCAUUUAACGUAUUAGUACCACAUGUAUGCGUUCUACCACCGCUACGUUCUACUAUUUACAGAUUGAAUGCUUCAUACGGGUAAAAUACGGCCUAGUGGUUGCAAACAUGAUAUCAUAUGUGGAUAAUUAUUACAUAUCUACAUAGUUACAUGUCUUAUAUAAGGCAUGUUGACACUACUCAUAGUAUGACAUUGACUUGACUUUAUUAUGACGUACACAAUUAGUGUAGUUGGUUUGGGAGAAAUAUCUAUAAAUAUAAAAUACUGUCUAAUUAA